CACCGCACAAAGCCUAAGCCUAGCAACCUACCUGCAGCUUUUAUGAUGAGUUGUCGCGCUGGUCUGAAACAGUUUAGAAGUUUGCGCUUUUACUUAUCUGUACUGUCGCAGCAAUCGCUGGACGUUUGUGGUCAGUCUCUGUCUAACAGUGCGAGAAGACGACAGUCAUGAUCCAUCCCCGCACGCUCAGAAUAGAUUACGGAAAAACUACGACGGUAUUAUACGUAGUUGGCUCGGAGCUAAACGUCAACCUGAACAGGAGUGCCCCUCCCACCUCCAAGUUCUUCUCCGUGAAAGGCACUGCCAAUGUUCAGUACAGCAUCAGCCCCACUCCUCGGGACACAUCCCACCUCUCUCCCAUCCCUCUCACUGAAAACUCAGUCCUGCUCAUCAGCAGGGACCAUGCCAGUCAAUAUGAAAAUGAUAGCAAGCUGUCGGUCCAGUACUAUGGGGCGAAUAAAGAGGUCUUAGGGAGAGCAGUUGUGCAUCUGACAGCUGUUGAGCUCUCACUGGAUGUUGAUGCUGAUAGAGAUGGCAUCGUGGAGAAAAACAACCCUAAAAAGGGUUCUUGGAAAUGGGGUCCUAAUGGGCAUGGGGCCAUCCUUUUGGUCAACUGUGACUCAGAAAAGACCUACAAGAAGACACUAGACAGCGAGGACAAAAACAUUUAUAAAGUGUCUGGUAAACCACUAUCAGUGCAGCUUCAGUUUUCACCAAUAAAUACUCAAUUUUUUCAUUUGUUUUCUGUGCCACAAGGUUUUCUGAACUUUCCCUAUGACAAAGACUUCAAUGGACUCGUCACCAUCAACCUCAGUCUAUUAGAACCAAUCUCUGAUGGUCUCCCUGAGACGCCGAUUUUUACUGACAAAGUUGUGUUUAAAGUGGCACCAUGGAUCAUGACACCCAACACGCUUCGACCUGUAGAGGUAUUUGUCUGCAGCACAUCUGAUAACUACCAGUUCCUGAAAGGAAUGAGGAACCUUGUUGCGAAGAGUGGGUACAAGCUGAACAUUUGUCAUGAAUAUGUAAACAGAGGUGACCGCUGGAUGCAGGAUGAACUGGAAUUUGGUUACAUCGAUUCACCUCAUCAUCAUUUUCCUGUUGUUCUGGAUUCCCCGAGAGAUGGCAAUCUAGCAAACUUUCCAUAUGAUGAGCUGCUUGGUCCCGACUUUGGCUAUGUGACAAGGGUGGCCCUAGAUGAACAUGUGAGCAGUUUAGAUUCGUUUGGCAAUCUGGAGGUCAGUCCUCCUGUCACAGUGAAUGGAAAAAAAUACCCCCUGGGAAGAAUCAUCAUUGGGGUUGCCUUCCCUACGGCAACUAAAGGACGAAAUAUGACCAAAGUAGUUCAAGACUUCUUGUGGGCUCAGAAGGUUCAGGAGCCCAUCGCCUUGUUCUCUGACUGGCUCUUUGUUGGCCACGUGGAUGAAUUCAUGACUUUCGUUCCUGCGCCUAACAGAAAGGGCUUCCGACUGCUGUUGGCCAGCCCAGACGCAGGCUACAAACUAUUCAGAGGCCUACAGAACAGUGGACACGGACAAGCCACGUUGUUUGAUGGGUUGACAAAUGCAGAACAAAUAACACUGGAUAAAAUCCUUAAGGAUGAAAAACUCCAAGCUGAAAAUAACUAUGUACAGAGCUGCAUCGACUGGAACCGGGAUGUGUUGAAGAGGGAACUAGGCCUAGACGAUGAAGACAUCAUUGAUCUGCCAAUCCUCUUCAAACUAGUGGAGGAUGAAAAGGAGUAUAGAGCAGUAGCUUACUACCCCGACAUGGUGAACAUGAUUGUUUUGGGGAAAAACCUUGGUAUCCCAAAGCCCUUUGGCCCCAAAGUGAAUGGACGAUGUGCACUCGAGGCUGAGAUGUGCUCUCUAAUGGAAGGCCUGGGCCUCAACUGCACGUUCAUUGACGACUAUUCAUCCUACCACCAGCUGUUGGGAGAGGUCCACUGUGGGUCCAAUGUCCGCAGGGAGCCCUUUGAGUUCAAGUGGUGGAACCUGGAGAUGUAAAUAAUACAGAUAUGACACAGAAAGAUUUCUGCCCUGGUUGAUUUGGUGACGCCCAUCAUGAAAAUCAUUGUAUUGCCAUAGCAAACACUUCAUUGUCAUAAUUUUGUAAUGAAUACUAAAGAUCAGAAAAUGUUGCUUUACAAAAUAAGAAAUUAGAAAGGAUCGUCGGUGAUAAAUGCAACUGUUUUCUAAUGUCAUGCAGAGAAUGAUGAAAAGAGCUACGGUACAUGUUGAUCUUAAAAAAUAUUGCCACAAUAUUCUUACUCUGCUGAUUUAAAAAAAAAAAAAAAGAGCUGAGCCUUUAACCCCAUUUCACCACUUAAAGAUUUUGUAGGUAAGGAAGCAGCAGCUGUGGGAACAGACUACAUUGCAUUAACAGUAUCUUAAUGUAGCUCUGACACACUGUAAACAGGGUAAGUAAGGCAUGCAUGCUAUGUUUCAUGUGCCUCGAAAUGGAAUCAGUUAGCAGUGAUGCAAUGGUGGACUAACUAAAUGAUGAUACUAACAAAUCUACAUAUAUACAAAGAUGUACUUACAGAAUGUUAAAACACGUGUAUUUGGUAUCCAGCCUGGGAAUGGAUUUCAUAAAAAUUUGGGGGAUUUAACUUUAAAAGGAGCAGAUGGUGGUGGUUAGGUUGGUGUAUUAGAUAACUUGGAAAACAGCUUCCUUAAAGCCUUAAAGAGUAUCAUCUCUGCCUUCAUGAAUGAGGAAUGCCUUUGAAUGUGCUUCAUUGUCACACAGAAAUACUUAAAUGGCAAACAUGAUUUUUUUUUUUUAUUGCAGAAAUGAAACUUUAUUCACUUUAUGCAUUUUCAACUUUAUUAAACUUUUUAGUUAGCUUAUUUUACAAAAAAAGCUAUAUGUACAAACGUUUCUUUUAAACAAGUGCUUAAGCAAACUGACAAGAAUCAAUACAAUCAUUUGAAUCAAGCACAGAGAAGACUGGUUUCCAGUGUUGUGGUUAGCAUACAGUGCAAGCACAGAUAGAUGAUGGUACCACAUAGUGAUGUGCUAUAAUAACUCAGAGCCACACGAGGGCAGGCUUUAUCUACUCAAGGAUUCAGGAGGAAAAAUGAUUUGAAUACAUCUCCCUUAAAUGAUUCUGAAAGGCUGUAACUGACAUGUGUUACUGUUACAUUUGUCUAUGUUUUUCUGUGCAUGUGUUGUAUUGAGAGUGAUUUAUGCUAUAAACAACUCAGUGAGUACAUUAAACAGUA
Messenger RNA from Neolamprologus brichardi, 3224 nucleotides. NCBI's taxonomy places the organism in Eukaryota, Metazoa, Chordata, Actinopteri, Cichliformes, Cichlidae. The record is from RefSeq and is a predicted model, not a curated record.